GAAAGUUUCAGACGAAGUGGCUAUACGACGAUGCAGGGAAAAAACGCGACUGGCUGACUGUCAAGAACAACAUCAUGUUUUGCACUGUGUGCACAACUUUUGGAAAGGACAAAAAAAGUCAGGCGAGUCACUUUGUUGUGGGCUGCUCCUCGAUGAAAGUUGAAAGUAUAAUAUCACAUGAAGGCACUCGCAACCACGACAAAAAUAUGAAAAUAAAGCAAGCCAAGUCUGCCCCACUCCAUGAAGCGCCCUCGGUGCAAGUUCUCACUAAACUCUCGGACGUAAACACCCAGAAGAUGAAGCUUCUUUUCCGAAAUGCGCACGCCAUCGCCAAGAAAGGUCGACCCAUCACCGACUACGUCUGGCAAUGCAGGUGCUAUGUGUCCGGAGGAUGAGCAGACGAGUCCCCCCGGUGACCCCAGCCCAACCAGGUUUGGUGUGACCCUGACCUGCAGGGACCCUGACAACCCUCAUGGACCGACAAAGAAGAUCUGGACGAGCAGCGGUCUUAACAGGACCCCGGAGGUGGAAAUUCACUGUCCAUGCAGUCCAUUCAGUGCGCAGAGUCCAUGUAUUCUUGGGGACAACAACAAAGGAUUUGGGUCUUUUGUGAAGCGAUUGACGGAUGCUGAAGCCGAGAUUGUCUGUGCAGCCACACAGCUUGUGUCUUUAAAAGAUAUACUAAAAGAUGCAAAAUCAUCCACAGUCAACAAGCAGCGAGUUGCCAGGCAGAGAGGAAUCCUGCUGCAGAAGAUGGAGGACUUUCGGCAAAUAAACAAAGCCGUGCGGCAAAGACUGAAGCAGCUCCUGGAUGAGGAGAUGGACCGGAUUGACGCAGGCACCAAGAUUGACGCUUUGCUGAAUAAGAUCUUACAAGCUGAGCGUGAAAUUGAGAUUCUUAAAGGUGACUUGGUUGUAGCAGAAAAAAGAGCGGAGGAGCUCAUGUGUCUGCAGCAACUUGAGCAGGAGAACAUGAAGAGCGCUCUCAACAUGGCCAAGUCCUCUGAGGCCAAUCGCGCUCGUACGCAGGGGCAGCUACGCAGCAAAGAAGCAGACAACAAUCGACUGACAGUGCAAGUGAAGGUACUCGAGCGAGCCCAGACUCAGCACAAGGCGGAAAUAGAAGAGCUGAAGGCGUCCUUAGCGUCUCUUUCUGAGCAGAGCUCGAAGGAAAAAGAGGCCCUAAAGAAAGCAUCGCGAGCGCACAAGCAGAGAGCCGAGCGCUUCGAGGCCGGCCUGGACAAAUGCUACUGCCAGCUCAGGGAAAGGGACGUGCAGCUGACCCUUCUUCAGCAAGAGAAGGAAACAUGGAAGCGAGAGAAGGAGCAGCUGAGCAAGGGGAACCACAAAGUCGGUGCUCAUGUGGGGUUUCUGCAAAGUAGACAAGCCAACGGCCUCCCAGUGGACUUGCAGGUGGACACCGGAAGAGAGAAGAUAGAUAAUGAAAAAAUGAUGAUUAUAGAGGUGUCCAAGGAGAGGGAAAAGGAAAGAAAGAUGGAGUUGGAGCUGCUGAAGGAGGGAAAGAAGGAAAUAAAGGAAUGGGACUGGCACAAGGAAAUGGAGAGCGAGGCGGAAAGAACAGAGAUUGCGGUCCUGAAUGAGAGCGAGGAGGACAUAAAGGAGAUGGAGAUCCUUAAGGAGAUUAAAGAGGACAGAAAGAGGAUGAUUCUGGAGGAGGAAAGAAAGAUUGAAGAGGAAAGAAAGAGGAUGAAGAUUCUGGAGGAGGAGAGAAAGAAGAUUGAAGAGGACAGAAAGAGGAUGAAGAUUGUGGAGGAGGAGAGAAAGAUUGAAGAGGACAGAAAGAGGAUGAAGAUUGUGGAGGAGGAGAGAAAGAUUGAAGAGGAGGACAUAAAGGAGAUGGAGAUCCUUAAGGAGAUUAAAGAGGACAGAAAGAGGAUGAUUCUGGAGGAGGAAAGAAAGAUUGAAGAGGAAAGAAAGAGGAUGAAGAUUCUGGAGGAGGAGAGAAAGAAGAUUGAAGAGGACAGAAAGAGGAUGGAGAUUGUGGAGGAGGAGAUGGAGAUUGAAGAGGACAGAAAGAGGAUGACAAUUGUGGAGGAGGAGAGAAAGGAGAUGGAAUGGCACAAGGAGAGGGAAACAAGGAAGGAGGAACAGGACAAGGUGUGUGGAAUAAACGUGGUGAUGGUGCAGCAGCAGCAGCAGCCCAGCACCAGCGAUGCAACGCACAAGGCAUCGUUUGCCCAGCAGGAAAAGCAGCUUGCUGAAUGCUCUGCGGCCCUUGGUAAAGAGAAGAAUGCAUCGCGAGAGAAGAACAACACAAUUCAACAAUAUCAAAAUCGGGUGGCAGAGCUUGAAAUGGACCUAAACAACACCAAGAUCCAAUGUAAAAAUCUUUUACAAGAAAUUGAAAUCCUUAAAGCCGGACAAGGGGAAAAAAACGAUGAGGUGAGGCAGGAGCUGCAGGGCGGUGUGGAGCAACUGCAGCACAUCCCCGACACAACGAGGGUGGCUGAAGUCAAGCUCCUGGAUUGCAAGGAGAAGCUGCAACGCUGCGAGAUGAAGUGCUCAGGACAGUCAGAGACCAUUAGGCAGUUGCAGUUGAAGGUGGAGACUCAAGAAAACAUGGUGAGGUCGGCUGUGGAGCGCAGAGAGUCUGCAGAGGAGGCCAUGGCAAAGCUGCAAGAGCGAGUGGACGCCGUUCAAAGAAAGGAAGAUGAGUUGCAUGAAAAUAAGCUGAAGAUGGAAGUGAAGCUGAAGGUGGAGGAAGAAGCUCUUCACCACAGCAAACAGAAAGUGAGUCAGCACUCGGACGAAUGCGAGGCUCUCAAACAGCAACUGAGUCAGUGCUCCAAGGAGUGCGAGGCUCUCAAACAGCAGAUGGGUCAGCGCUCGGGCGAAUGCGACGCUCUCGCCCGCCAUCUCCAGCAGCGCUCUGCCGAGUGCCAAGCUCUCAGCCAACAGGUCACAAACUUAACAGCACAAACCUCGAAAAAAGAGGACCUCCAGACCACCGUCCACGCACUGGAGGUUGAGAAGAACAGAAUAGAUAACGAGCUGAAGCUUCUGAGACAGAGCAAGUUGACAGCGGAAAUACAGUCUGAGAUGCGUGUGAAAGACCUGCAGCUCAAUCUGGAACAGUGUGAGAGGCACAAGAAAAACCUGCAGGACUACAUCAACUUCCUAAAAAACUCUUUUCUCAUGAUAUUCGAAGAUUCAAGUCCUACUUUUUGGUCCACCGGUUUUCUAUAGUGAGGAUUUUAAUUGUUUCUAUUUUUUUAUAUCAGUUUUUGGAGCAAUCUUGUUUCAAUAAAGUAUUCCUAUCGGUG
Entelurus aequoreus (snake pipefish) is the source of this 3284-nucleotide messenger RNA. RefSeq names its product outer dense fiber protein 2-like. Gene Ontology annotation, biological process: negative regulation of cilium assembly. Bases 316 to 3207 code for a protein of 963 amino acids. Gene Ontology annotation, cellular component: ciliary basal body; centrosome. The transcript is spliced from 17 exons. The record is from RefSeq and is a predicted model, not a curated record. NCBI's taxonomy places the organism in Eukaryota, Metazoa, Chordata, Actinopteri, Syngnathiformes, Syngnathidae.